Messenger RNA from Aethina tumida (small hive beetle), 607 nucleotides. RefSeq lists its product as uncharacterized. Bases 42 to 539 code for a protein of 165 amino acids. The transcript has 4 exons. The record is from RefSeq and is a predicted model, not a curated record. Gene Ontology annotation, cellular component: mitochondrial inner membrane. Gene Ontology annotation, biological process: pyruvate import into mitochondria. Gene Ontology annotation, molecular function: pyruvate transmembrane transporter activity. Lineage: Eukaryota; Metazoa; Arthropoda; Insecta; Coleoptera; Nitidulidae.
CGACGUAUAAAUGUCAUAAAUGUCAACAACUACAUGCAGGAAUGUCGACCUUUUACAUCUCUGGCUUAAAUCCAUUCCUGCAUGUGUUAAAAUGCAGUUGUCGCUAUUCAUCGAUAAUAAACAUCUCUUCGAAAAUCAUAAAGGAAGAAACUAGUACAUGGAUCUCAAGAAAAACAUCAAAUCGAAAAUACUGCGCCAAGAAACCAUUAUCAUCAUUAGACAGAGCAAUACUAGGAAUUUUGCCCACUUUUAUGCAUCCAUUAUGGAUACACCCCGCCGGUGUCAAAACCAUUUUCUUCUGGGCACCAACCGCAAAAUGGGGAUUGGUGAUAGCAGGCUUAAGUGACCUUCUUGCGAGAGAUCCUCAUGUGACCAGCAUUAAUCAAACUGCAGUUUUGGCUUUAACAGGUUUAAUUUGGAGCAGAUAUUCUCUGGUUAUCAUUCCUAAAAAUUGGAACUUGUUUCUCGUCAAUUUUUUCGUAUUCUUGGUACAGUCAUAUUCAGUGACAUAUGCUAUUAAGGCUCAAUAUCUCGAGUAAUAGUACUCGGGGGUACUCGACAAUGUUAGUUGUUGACAUUUAUUAAAAUAUAUGCUUAAAAUAUGAAA